AUGGGAACCCACCUCAGCGCGCUUGUCACAGCCCUGCAGACGCCCCAGCCCGACAAGGAGAAAAAACACAACGUUCAGAGGGCCCGACCAGAACUCGAGCGAGAGCAGCAGCUGCACCAGUCGGCAGUUGCAGCCAGGAAGGCCCAGGAGGCCCUCGACAAAGCUAUCAUUUUCGAAAAGGAGUGCAAGGAGUGGCUGCACAAGGUAUCCGCGGACCUCCAGCAGAAGGUCCAGGCCGCUGCCGCCACGGCAGCCGCCCACCAGCGCCUGCUCCGCAGCAGCCUGGAGGCGCAGCCGACCUCACCACUCCAGCCAGCGGCCAUCAACCUCACUGCCAUCCUCGAGACCACGGAGCCUGAGGACCUGGGCAGGUUGGUCUGCUUCGAGGACGGCGACCUCUUCUCGUUCGGCGACCUGGAACUCGAGCAGGAGAAGAUCGAGCAAUGGAACCGCCACAAGUCAGAGCUGGCCGCCGAGGUCAGCAAACUCAUCGUCGCUGCAGUCGGUCCAUCCGCGCAGGGGCUGGCUCAGAGGAAGCAGGCGUUCGCCGAGUACCGCGCCCGCAAGGAGGCGACCCAGCCCAGCAGAGAGAGGCCGACGGGGGGCCUGGGGGCCAGCCUGACGGGGACGGCGCAGCGGCGGCUCGCGCCCCCGCCGCUGCGCCUGGCCCUGGGGCCCCCGCCCGCGUCCGCUGCGGCGUCGACCGCGGGCGACCCGUCAGGCGCAGCCCCCGAGCCAGCUCCCCCAGAGGCCUCGCCCGAGGACCUCGCCAAGACGCUGGCUGAUGCGCGCGCCAGGGCUUUUCGUUCGGUCAAGAGAGCUGGUGGUGUCAUCGCUGGAGUGAGGCGCCACAUCAAGAGCCACUCUUUCAAGGACCUCUGCCGCAUUGACGAACAGCAGGUGGGUGCUGGCCGCCUUGACGGCCUUCUCAAGGGCGGCGGCCCCAUCGAUUUCUGGGAUUUCGCGCCCGUGGCGGUCGAGCUCGCGGGAAGCAUGGACUUCAUAUUUGUCGCCCUCUAUCUCACGCCUGGGGAGAAGCUCAUGGGCGUCAACGCAGAGAAGCUCACGAACCUAGGGGCGUUCCUCAG
This is a messenger RNA of Prorocentrum cordatum, 1088 nucleotides long. The record is from the annotation of a GenBank genome assembly. NCBI's taxonomy places the organism in Eukaryota, Dinophyceae, Prorocentrales, Prorocentraceae.